Thamnophis elegans (Western terrestrial garter snake) is the source of this 1906-nucleotide messenger RNA. It is a transcript of the gene ARFIP2, whose product is annotated as ADP ribosylation factor interacting protein 2. The coding region runs from base 96 to 1244 and encodes 382 amino acids. Gene Ontology annotation, cellular component: trans-Golgi network membrane. Lineage: Eukaryota; Metazoa; Chordata; Lepidosauria; Squamata; Natricidae. Gene Ontology annotation, molecular function: protein domain specific binding; phospholipid binding. The record is from RefSeq and is a predicted model, not a curated record. Gene Ontology annotation, biological process: intracellular protein transport; regulation of Arp2/3 complex-mediated actin nucleation. The transcript is spliced from 9 exons.
CCCCACGACGUCGCUUCCGGUCUGCUUGCGCUGGGGCCGUCGCGCGCCCGACCGACGCCGGAGCCCCCGGGGCCGGCCCGCAGCGGGCACCCAGCAUGAGCGAAGGACCGAUGAGCAAGGCAGCCACCAUGGAGAUCCCCAUCCACGGCAACGGAGACUCCAGGCGCUUGGCCGAUGACGACGGCUUGGAGCAGGACCUGCAGCAAGUGAUGGUGUCGGGGCCCAACUUGAACGAGACCAGCAUUGUCUCUGGAGGUUACGGGGGAACAGCCGAGGGCAUCGUCCCCACCAGUAUCAUCAAAGGCUCCCUCGUUCCAUCUCACCCUCCCCGAGGACCACUCAUCUCCCCCAGCCCUUCGGCUGCCAGCCGCAUAGCCAGCCAGGCUCCCGUGGCCACAGGCUCCAACUUGCACCAGCCCCACCCCAACCCAGCCAUGACCGGGGAGGAGGCGGCGGCGGCAGCUGCUGCCACACGAGGAGUAGCCGUGGAGAAGUUCGACAUUGUCAGAAAAUGGGGCAUCAACACCUACAAAUGCACCAAGCAGCUGCUGUCGGAGCGCUUCGGGCGCGGCUCGCGGACCAUCGACCUGGAGCUGGAGACCCAGAUUGAGCUGCUGCGUGACACCAAGCGGAAGUACGAGUCCUUGCUGGGCCUGGCACGGGCCCUCACCAACCACUUCUACAGCCUCGUCCAGACACAGCAUGCCCUGGCGGACGCCUUCUCGGACCUCAGCCAGAAGUCCCCGGAGCUUCAGGAGGAGUUCGGAUACAACGCCGAGACUCAGAAGCUGCUCUGCAAGAACGGGGAGACCCUGCUGGGAGCCGUCAACUUCUUUGUCUCCAGCAUCAACACCCUGGUCAACAAAACCAUGGAGGACACCCUCAUGACCGUCAAGCAGUACGAGACGGCCAGGCUGGAGUACGACGCUUACCGCACAGACCUGGAGGAGCUCAGCCUGGGGCCACGGGAUGCCAACACGCUCUGCCGCUUGGAUGCUGCCCAGGCCAACUUCCAGGCCCACCGCGCCAAGUACGAGAAGCUGCGGGCAGACGUGGCCGUCAAGCUGAAGUUCCUGGAAGAGAACAAGGUGAAGGUGAUGCACAAGCAGCUUCUGCUCUUCCACAAUGCCAUCUCGGCCUACUUCGCUGGCAACCAGCAGCAGCUGGAGCAGACCUUGAAACAGUUCAACAUCAAGCUGAAGAGCCCCGGGGCCGACAAGCCCUCCUGGCUGGAGGAGCAGUGAGCAGGGGGGGUCGUCGCCCCCCCUCCCGCCACGCUCCUCCCGCCCUUCACAGACUUGGACUCGGAGGGAGGGCCCUGCCGUGGGGCGCCCUCCCCUCUGGUGCCCUUCGGGGGCUUCCCAUUCCAGGGGGGGGGGAGCGGGGAGAGCUGGAGCAGCCGAGCCGCCCCGUCCCUCCCUCCGCAAUGCCCGGAGGCAGCAAGCACUUUCUUACUCUGAGGGUGGGGAGAAGGGCGCCCCCGUCGGUCCCCAAUCAAGGGUCUCUGCUGAGGGCCAGGCCCGACCCGAUCUUGGGCCUCCUCCCCCCCUCGGCCUGUUCUCCCUGAGGAACGUUCUCUCCAUCCUGCCCCACGGGACCUUCAAGGAAGGCAGCUAUGGGUCGGCUGGGUUGGACGUGCCGGGGCUGCUCUGGAGGUGCCCAAGAUGUGAGAUUGGCCCCCUAUUUGGGGGGCCAGGGACCAAACACUUCCUGGCUCCGGCCCCUGGGGAGGGUGUGCGUGCGUGCGUGUGUGUGAUGUGUGCGUUCAUCAUGGCCAGUGUCCCAUAUUGUGUUCCCUAUGGGGGCUGCGGGCGGCAAACUCCGGCCUUCCACCCAGCCGGCCCCGACCAACACUCCAGCCCCCACCACCUCUGUAAAGAUUCCCCAAUAAAUGGUACCAAAUGGC